Zychaea mexicana is the source of this 1280-nucleotide messenger RNA. RefSeq names its product histone acetyltransferase subunit NuA4-domain-containing protein. NCBI's taxonomy places the organism in Eukaryota, Fungi, Mucoromycota, Mucoromycetes, Mucorales, Lichtheimiaceae. The record is from RefSeq and is a predicted model, not a curated record. The coding region runs from base 359 to 1150 and encodes 263 amino acids. Gene Ontology annotation, cellular component: NuA4 histone acetyltransferase complex. The transcript is spliced from 5 exons.
GAAGAAGAGAGAGUAAAAAAAAGUGUUCGUGUCACACAACACUCUUGCCAAAUCAAGAAGCCCGCCCUAUAGAAGCUUAUAUAUUGCUUAUAGAUAGUGAAAUAGAGUAAGUGAGUGAGUACAAAACAGUGGUAUACAAUCAAUUCAUUAAAAGCAAGGUAAACAUGCGGCAGAUGUAAUCAGCUGCAGUGGAAAUAUUUUAAUUGAUCUAUCAAACAAGUAUUGCUGGUUCGCGCGGUGGUCGUAGCGAUAGACUCAUUAAAGAUUGUGUUGGGCUUGCUUAGCAUACGGAUAAAUUUUAUUCCUCUGAACGCAACUCUCCGUUUUCAACUUACACAUUUGACAAAUUACCAAGAUCAUGGUGGAAGAAAGCACUCCUACAAAGACACAGCAUGAGCAAUCGUUACAGCAUUCUUCGUCACCGCAGCCACCCACAAACACAAAAGCAGCAGGAUCUAAUUCAGCAGAGACAAGUACUACAGAUGCAUCUUCAAUCUCAAAUACAAAAGCAGCCGAAUCAAUAGGAUCAGCGUCAGCAGCCGUGGGCUCAUCGGCUCCUGCUGCUUCCUCAACCAACAACACCACAACGAAUACCACUAACACUGGUACCACCACUACAGCUACUCCUGCUCCAGCCCCACAAGCGCCCACAUCAGCAACAGCAGCAGCAGCACCUAUUGAACCACCUCAAGUGACACGGCAAAAAUAUGAAGAAGCAAAACUGGAACUGCAAGCUCUGCUGAGCCGCAAGAAACAAGUCGAUACCAACCUGAUCAAUCUCGAACACGCUAUCUAUCUUUUUGAAGGCUCGUAUUUGGAGGAUACACAGCAAAAUGGAAAUAUAAUUCGCGGAUUCGAAGGCUAUCUGACAAACCGGCCGGAUAAACGCAAACAAAAGUUCACAGAAUUGGAUCGGCUUUUCUCAUUAUCAUCAUCAACGUAUCAAAAGGCAUUGGCACAAAAGGAAGACAAAGAAGAAUCUAGCCAAGAUGAUCGCUCAACACAAAGUUCUGCAGGCUCAUUAUCGAUGCGAAAGGAGAAGAAGAGAAAGUUAAAGAUGAUCGGAGGUAGUAGCGACCCUAUGCGAAAGAAGAAACGAUUAAGCUCUGCUGGGAGAGAGACGGAGGAAGAGUUCGACUAUGGACAUUGAUAAAGUGAGCGAGCAACCAUAUAUUUUAGCCCCAUCCUUGUCCAAAGCAUAACAUCACACUCAUCAUCCUCAUCACUACCUCAAUAUACAAAUAAAUAUCAAACCAGUGCUACAUUACGCUCCAGUUGAU